AUGGAUAGAAGAAAUGCUACACUCUAUUUUUCUUUACUAGCUAAUAUCAUUUUCGCUUUUACCAUUUACUUCACUUUAUUUCAGGCUGUAAAUAAAAGGAUGACCAUGAUGCAAGAACCAUUUCUUGGUAAUACAUCAACUUUUAUUCCAUCAGUGAAGGGUCACAGUUUGAAUGUAUCUACAAAUCUUCCACCCACUACCAAGUCCAUAAAUUUUACACCGGUUAAACUACGCUUUAUGAAAGACAGCCCUGCCGCUAAACCUUGCAAAGGCAAUAUAUUCAUGUUAUUGAUGAUAAAUAGCGCUCCUAGAAAUUACGAACGUAGAUCUUCUAUUCGAGAGACAUGGGGUAAAGCUGAUAUUAUACGAAGUGCCCUUGGAAAUUAUGUUUGGCGAACUAUAUUCAUCAUUGGUGAUGGCCAUAGUAAAAAAGUGAAUGAUGAAAUGAAUCAAGAAGCAUUAAAAUAUGGCGAUAUGAUUUUAGCUGAUUUUGGCGAUGAUUUUCGUAAUUUAACUUAUAAGACCGUGUUGGGUAUGGAAUGGGCGAAUGCUUAUUGUAAUGUAGCUAAAUACUUUUAUAAAGGAGACGACGAUGUAAUGCUAAAUCCAUUUACUCUAUUUCCUAAAUUGGUAUUUAUGGAAGGUAAAAAAUUAUUCAUGGGUAAUAUCAUGUCUGGUUCUGAAGUGGUUCGAGUAAAAAAUAGUCGAUACUACGUUAGUAAGGAAGAUGUAGCUUCGUCGGUUUAUUCUGAUUAUUGUUCGGGUUUUGCGUAUGUUAUUUCGAUGGAUGUAUUACAAGCUAUGGUAGCAGUCGUACCAAAAAUUCGAAAGAUACCUAUUGAUGAUGCAUAUGUUGGUAUGUUAGCAAAGGAAGUCAAGAUUCCAGUUCAUUGGGAUCGAGGUUUUAAGCCAUUUGGGCCGAUUCCAUCCAAAAAAUGUGAAUAUAAUACUGUUAUUGCUGUUCACGGUAUUUUGCCUACUAAGCAAAAAUCAAUGAUGAUUGAAGCACGUAAAGCAUUUUUAACUUGUUAG
Trichoplax adhaerens is the source of this 1032-nucleotide messenger RNA. RefSeq lists its product as uncharacterized. Gene Ontology annotation, cellular component: membrane. Bases 1 to 1032 code for a protein of 343 amino acids. Gene Ontology annotation, molecular function: hexosyltransferase activity. NCBI's taxonomy places the organism in Eukaryota, Metazoa, Placozoa, Uniplacotomia, Trichoplacea, Trichoplacidae. The record is from RefSeq and is a predicted model, not a curated record. The transcript has a single exon.